AAGCGGCCGGCGGGGGCGAGGCAGAUGGGGCUCAAGGCGCGCAGGGCGGCGGGGGCGGCUGGCGGCGGAGGCGACGGGGGCGGCGGAGGUGGCGGGGCCGCUAACCCAGCCGGGGGGGACGCGGCGGCGGCCGGCGACGAGGAGCGGAAAGUGGGACUGGCGCCCGGCGACGUGGAGCAAGUCACCUUGGCGCUCGGGGCCGGAGCCGACAAAGACGGGACUCUGCUGCUGGAGGGCGGCGGCCGCGACGAGGGGCAGCGGAGGACCCCGCAGGGCAUCGGGCUUCUGGCCAAGACCCCGCUGACCCGCCCCGUCAAGAGGAACAACGCCAAGUAUCGGCGCAUCCAAACUUUGAUCUACGACGCCCUGGAGAGACCACGGGGCUGGGCGCUGCUCUACCACGCGCUGGUGUUCCUGAUUGUCCUUGGGUGCUUGAUUCUGGCUGUCCUGACCACAUUCAAGGAGUAUGAGACUGUCUCAGGAGACUGGCUUCUGUUACUGGAGACAUUUGCUAUUUUCAUCUUUGGAGCUGAGUUUGCUUUGAGGAUCUGGGCUGCUGGGUGUUGCUGCCGAUACAAAGGCUGGCGGGGCCGACUGAAGUUUGCCAGGAAGCCCCUGUGCAUGUUGGACAUCUUUGUGCUGAUUGCCUCUGUGCCAGUGGUUGCUGUGGGAAACCAAGGCAAUGUUCUGGCCACCUCCCUGCGAAGCCUGCGCUUCCUGCAGAUCCUGCGCAUGCUGCGGAUGGACCGGAGAGGCGGCACCUGGAAGCUUCUGGGCUCGGCCAUCUGUGCCCACAGCAAAGAACUCAUCACCGCCUGGUACAUCGGUUUCCUGACACUCAUCCUUUCUUCAUUUCUUGUCUACCUGGUUGAGAAAGAUGUUCCAGAGGUGGAUGCACAAGGAGAGGAGAUGAAAGAGGAGUUUGAGACCUAUGCAGAUGCCCUGUGGUGGGGCCUGAUCACACUGGCCACCAUUGGCUAUGGAGACAAGACACCCAAAACAUGGGAAGGCCGUCUGAUUGCUGCCACCUUUUCCUUAAUUGGCGUCUCCUUUUUUGCCCUUCCAGCAGGCAUCCUGGGGUCUGGGCUGGCCCUCAAGGUGCAGGAGCAACACCGUCAGAAGCACUUUGAGAAAAGGAGGAAGCCAGCUGCUGAGCUCAUUCAGGCUGCCUGGAGGUAUUAUGCUACCAACCCCAACAGGAUUGACCUGGUGGCGACAUGGAGGUUUUAUGAAUCAGUCGUCUCUUUUCCUUUCUUCAGGAAAGAACAGCUGGAGGCAGCAUCCAGCCAAAAGCUGGGUCUCUUGGAUCGGGUUCGCCUUUCUAAUCCUCGUGGUAGCAAUACUAAAGGAAAGCUAUUUACCCCUCUGAAUGUAGAUGCCAUAGAAGAAAGUCCUUCUAAAGAACCAAAGCCUGUUGGCUUAAACAAUAAAGAGCGUUUCCGCACGGCCUUCCGCAUGAAAGCCUACGCUUUCUGGCAGAGUUCUGAAGAUGCCGGGACAGGCGACCCCACAGCAGAAGACAGGGGCUAUGGGAAUGACUUCCCCAUUGAAGACAUGAUCCCUACCCUGAAGGCCGCCAUCCGAGCUGUCAGAAUUCUACAAUUCCGUCUCUAUAAAAAAAAAUUCAAGGAGACUUUGAGGCCUUACGACGUGAAGGAUGUGAUUGAGCAGUAUUCUGCCGGGCAUCUCGACAUGCUUUCCAGGAUAAAGUACCUUCAGACGAGAAUAGAUAUGAUUUUCACUCCUGGACCUCCCUCUACGCCAAAACACAAGAAGUCUCAGAAAGGGUCAGCGUUCACCUUCCCAUCCCAGCAGUCUCCCAGGAAUGAACCAUAUGUAGCCAGACCAUCCACAUCAGAAAUUGAAGACCAAAGCAUGAUGGGGAAGUUUGUAAAAGUUGAAAGACAGGUUCAGGACAUGGGGAAGAAGCUGGACUUCCUCGUGGAUAUGCACAUGCAACAUAUGGAACGGUUGCAGGUGCAGGUCACGGAGUAUUACCCAACCAAGGGCACUUCCUCGCCAGCUGAGGCAGAGAAGAAAGAGGACAACAGGUAUUCUGAUUUGAAAACCAUCAUCUGCAACUAUUCUGAGACAGGCCCCCCGGAACCGCCCUACAGCUUCCACCAGGUGCCCAUUGACAAAGUCAGCCCCUAUGGGUUUUUUGCACAUGACCCUGUGAACCUGCCCCGAGGGGGACCCAGUACUGGAAAGGUUCAGGCAGCUCCUCCUUCCUCGGCAACAACGUAUGCAGAGAGGCCCACGGUUCUUCCUAUCCUGACUCUUCUCGACUCCCGAGUGAGCUGCCACUCCCAGGCUGACCUGCAGGGCCCUUAUUCUGACCGAAUCUCCCCCCAGCAGAGACGUAGCAUCACGCGGGACAGCGACACACCUCUGUCCCUGAUGUCGGUCAACCACGAGGAGCUGGAGAGGUCUCCGAGUGGCUUCAGCAUCUCCCAGGACAGAGAUGAUUAUGUGUUUGGCCCCAAUGGGGGGUCGAGCUGGAUGAGGGAGAAGCGGUACCUCGCCGAGGGUGAGACGGACACAGACACGGACCCCUUCACGCCCAGCGGAUCCAUGCCUCUGUCGUCCACAGGGGAUGGGAUUUCUGAUUCAGUAUGGACCCCUUCCAACAAGCCCAUUUGAAAGAGGUCACUGGCUGACCCCUCCUUGUAAUGUAGACAGACUUUGUAUAGUUCACUUACUCUCACACCCAGCGCUUACCAGCGGGGACACCAAUGGCUGCAUCAAAUGCAUGCGUGUGUGUGGUGGCCCCACCCAGACAGGGGCUUCCCACAGCCUCUUCCUCCCCAUGUCACCACAACAAAGUGCUUCCUUUUCAGCAUGGUUUGCAUGACCUUACACUAUAUAAAUGGUUCCGCUAAUCUCUUCUAGGAUACACAUUUAUCUGCUGUUCUUACUUUUAAUCACGAUUGGACCGGUACAGGGAGAAAUUACUGAUGAGCCAUGCUAUUUGUCUGUUUGGUUGGCUGGUUUGGGUUUUGGUUUGGUAAGCAGAGAAAGUAGUUUAAGUUAUUUCUAGGAUCACUGCCCUCUUGUGUAAAACACUCCAGCAAUCAGCUGUUUUUGAAAGCAGAAAAUAAUUUUCUCAACAAAACCGCAUGGUGUAUCAGUGGGGCUGCCUACUGAGCUAACAUUAGGAAAGGAAUGAGAUAGUCAUUGUGUCUCUAAAACAAAGAAUUUAAACAAAUAUUUAAGAGAAAAGUGGCAAAACCUUUUAAAAGCUCUCAAAAAGACCUCACUUGGUCUGAUGUUAUUUAGUAUCAUGCCUCAGUUUCCUUAUCUGUAAAAAGUAGUGGUAAUCCCAAGAGUAGCAUUUCUGACGAGUUAUGAAUUAGCAGGGAGAAACACACACACACACAGUUAAAAUAGUUUCCAAUUUAUGUAGCUGAGGACAAUGGAAUUUAUCCGAAGUGAAGUGCCCUUCUGGGCAGGAGCUAAGUUCAGUGCCUUUAAAAUGAAGUUUCAACUCCCAUUUGUCCCUAUGAUACUGAAGUACAAAAUAUCCAUCUGAAAUAGAAAUUAAAGUCUAGAAGGCACACAGAAAUUAUUUAGUCCAUGUUAUAAAUGAAGAAUCUUAGGCUGAGGUAAAGUGACACACCCAGAUUCAUUCAGUUGUCCCAUAGAGAACCAGGACUCAAAAGUCAGGUCUGCUCACUCUCUCCCUGCCCUUAUUUCCCUCACCACACCACUCUUCCAUUUAUAUAAUGCAUCCUAGAGAUUGUGUCAAGAUAUAUGACUUUGUGUCGUGUGGAAAGCACUCAGUUUAUCCAGCAGGAGGGGGAUUCCCACUUUUAUUGCUAAACAUGCUUGCUUGAUGCAUUGCAUUUUAGAUCUAGAAAAAAAAUAAUACAAGCAAGCUACAUUUACUGAUGUGCAACCAGGCAACAUUGCCAGAACCAUCCAAUUUUACUUUUCCAAAUGUAUGGAACCAGCGCCGAUUUUUUAAAUGAAAGUACUAAAACCACAUGUAACCACAAGACAAGCUAAAAUGUAAGCAGACAGCCUGGGAAGCAGUGCCCUACUCUACAGGUGUGAUAUUAAGCACAAGCCAUCCUCUGGCCUCUUGUGAGAUGUUGUUAUGCUCUGAAAAACUUUGAUGGAAAAGGUUUCUGUUAGGCUUAGAAUGAAUUAGCUAAAUGACCACACCACAGUAUUAUUGAAUCAGUCUUCUCACACACCUAGACACUGGUUGUGGAUAGUUGCCAUGGUGACAAUCAAGAUAAUUCAGAUGACCUAAACAAAUGUCUGUAUGCAGCUGACACUGCUAUUCUCCCUCACAGUCUUGUCAAGAGCCACAGUAGCUAUGGCAGACAUUUGGUUGAUGGUUUCAUCAUUUCCUAAUACAAGAGUCUGGCACUAUGUUGGAGAGAGGAGUCACUUCCUCAGAGAUAGGUUCCUUUCAACUCACAUGUCAACAGGUACUGUACAAAAAGCUCAGAAUACAGUAGUGAUUAGAGCUUGACCCCUGACUUUAGGAACUUACAGCCAAAGCCCUAAGUCCCAGGACAAGGGCAGACAUUGUGAGUGGCAGAAGGGUGUUUUUCACUGAGAACCCCACAAAUCGAUGGGUGUAGACCUUGAAGUCUGAGAUAGAAAAUACACCAGAAUUCUCAGUGCAUCAGACAUGAAGCCUGUCCCCUAUGGGUUUCCAUUUGACAUGCUGGCAGUCUGAAGGACAAAGGGCAUGGGUGAUUUGGGCCUUUCCCCCACUCCUUCAAUAUGCCUGAAAGUGCCACUGGGGAUUACAACCUAAGAAACCCUAUGCCCCUUCCUGAGGGCGUGAUUGUUGAAUCCUGAUCUUCCUGGAAUCUUUCACUUGAGAUGAUCACCUGCCUGACAUCCAGCAUGUUACUAUGCCCUUCUUUAUGUACGCGAGUUACUGGAAACCAACAAAAAAGGAGAGUGAGUCACACUCUCCACAUAUGCACCAAUGAAUUUUUUAACUUAUUAAUAGUCUUGAAGAACUUACUAUCUUAAGUAUUUUACAAAUAGAUGCACUUUCCAGCAACUCAAUGGAGUUCUAGCUUAAAGUACUUACCAUUGAUCCAAAAUUGGAGGAACUACCUUAGGUUCUUUUAAUAACCUAGAAAGAACUGGAGCUUGUAUUAUUUCUUAAACCAUAGGCAGGCAGUCUAGCUUCCUUGCUGGAACAUAAGACCAGGACAGCAGAGAUUGGGUUUGUAUUGAUCAGUAGUAGGGAAGUAUUGAUAGUCUAACAUCUAGUAAGUUGUCUUUAUCAGCAUAGACAUAGACAAAAUACGUGUUUUAUGAAUGAAUAAAUAAUAAGAACCUUAAGAACUGUUUUUUCCCAUUUAAGAAAACAAAAAGGAAAAGAGAAAAAUGAUCUUCUGGAAUAACUCUGCUUUGAUAUUCUCCUUUUAUUCCCCAAAAAAUACAUUCCAGAAAGGCAAACCAAACCUGCUCAAGUUGCCUAUGCAUAGACAAUCUCAGCAACAUGGCUCACAGUGAGCAAGCAGAAAUUCAGGGUCUGGAAUUCAAUGUGAGUGAUGGGAAGAAACAGUGUGUGCUUUCACAAAGAUCCUUUUGUCAGACAAAGGAACAGCAUGAUGAUCCAAUGGAACUGGUUAAUAACAUGACCCAGGAUUACAUGACCGCAGAUAUGCUAGUCGUUCUGAAACUUGCCCAAGAAAUUGCAAUCAUUUCAGCAGAACUCCAUGAAAUGUUAACAAAAUAAUUCCAUCAUCAAAACUAGGAAUGAUAUGAUCAGGUAGAACUAUAAUCUUAUGUAUGUAUUUGGUCUUUUUGGGUCACAGUGUGACAUGAAAAAUUGUAAAUGUCAUAUUUUAGCAAGAUCAAAAUGAACGAGAUAAAUCAACUUCAUAAAUGUUAGGGGAAACAUGAUCCUAUUGGGCUGAGAAAAGUACUUGAGAUCAAGUGAGUUUUGACUAUCAAGUAUCAGCACAAAAGCAAAUAUCAAAAGUUUAAGAAAAAAAAAUAUUGCAGGAAAAGAAAAACACAUCAAAUUGAGAAAGUACUAUUGAAUAACUUUGUUUUUAGAACUGGGAGUUUAGGCUUAUUAGACAUGACAUUGAUAUUACAAAGCCCUAGUUUUCACGAAAACAUAACUAGAUAACCCCAAGGUGUAUAGGUUAAAAUGAACUAAUUAAUCAACAAUUAUGCAUCCUGUGUCUAUUUUGUGCAAGGUAAUUCCUAGACACUAAUUUAAAAGAAUAAUUUCCUGCAGAAAAACCUAAUAUAACUGGACCUACUCAUCAUUUGACAAAAUCAGUCUCAUAAUUCCAUGCUACUGUAAUGGGAGUGUAAUAAAGAAAAAGUCAUUUGUUUAUUCAUUUAACAAGGUUUAUUAAGCACCAGUAUAUGCCCAGAACUGUGCAGUGCACUGAAAAUUCAGAGAUAAGAAAACCACAGUUUCUGCCAUCAAAAUGCUAGUAAUCUAGAGGUCUCAAAUAUCAGAGGUCCCUUCAGACUAUGUCUACCAGGAAAAUAAAAUACCUGAUUUCAUCCCUGCAAACAACUCUAUACAGACAGAAAAGUUUCCUAGCUUGGAAACUAUAGGAAAUUGAACAUGAAAAUGAGAGCAAAGAUUCUACAUCAAAAUGGCAAUGAUCCAGUCAACCCAAUCAAGACUGAGUGGGUUGAAUGGGGACUUCGAGUUCGGAUUCAAUGCUUUGAAUUUCGUAGCUCCAGAGACACUG
Molecule: messenger RNA, 6698 nt
Organism: Chlorocebus sabaeus (green monkey)
Lineage: Eukaryota; Metazoa; Chordata; Mammalia; Primates; Cercopithecidae
Gene: KCNQ3
Product: potassium voltage-gated channel subfamily Q member 3
Biological process (GO): potassium ion transmembrane transport
Cellular component (GO): membrane; voltage-gated potassium channel complex
Molecular function (GO): voltage-gated potassium channel activity
Source: RefSeq, a predicted model, not a curated record